AUGGAGGCGGAUUUGGAGAAUCCUUUCUCUAGACUCUCGUUGGAUCAGAGGGAAUCUCGCAUUGUUGAGCCUGAGAAGAACGCAACCCCAGAUUAUGACCAUGAGAAGGCGUUGGUUGGCAAGCUUCUCACAAACAGAAUUCUAGGACAUAAUACUAUUGUGCAAAAGGUUCGCAAAUUCUGGAAUCUCAAGGGAAACCUCACCACAAGUGCCUUGGGGGACAACACGCUCCUUUUUUGUUUCAGCAACCUAUUGGACAAAAAGGGGGUGUUAGCAGGCGCACCGUGGUUCGUAGAAGAUCACUUGUUGAUUCUGAAGGAAGACACUGCUAAUGUUAUCGCACAAAACCAUCAAUUCACACACUCUCCUCUUUGGGUCCAGCUUCACGGUUUACCCGUCGGCCUUAUGUCAAAGAGUUUUGCGACAACGGCAAGCAACAAUAUAGGUUGGUUUAUGGAGGUCUUUUGCGAUAGUGAGGGGUCUUGCAUAGGACGUUUCCUUCAAAUCAAAGUAAUUAUCGAUGUCCGUCAGCCGCUAAUGAGGGUGACCACUGUUAAUAAUGAUGGCCUUCCUUUGAGGAUCAAACUUCGAUAUGAAAGAAUGUCAGAUUUCUACUAUUUUUGUGGAGUUAUAGUCCAUGAGCACGGCAAGUGUGAUCUCAACUUUGCUUCAAAUACAUCAUCCUCGGGUCCCUUCGAGUUUGGUCCGUUCUUGACAGCAGAUCCCUUUAGGAACCCUUUCCCGGAGAAACGCUCCCAAAGCAGCCGGAAAGAAAGGCCGAUUCCAAGUGUUCCUCCAAAAACAGCUUCCCCAACAUCGAACCAUAACACUGCAAAAACCUUUGCCCUUCAAGGACAACAUCCAAAUCCUCCUUCCCUAAAUCACCUUCAACAAAAUCCUCCCCAAACCCUUGCGUUACACAAAUCAGUCUCAUCAAACCUUCACAUUCUCAGCGGGACGUUGUUUCCACCCGUUGAUCGAAACCUUUACCCGACAGAAACCCGAAUUCAUCACUCACAUCACAGCCAUUCCCUUCUAUCCCAGUUCUGCCUGACAUUUGUCUCCUCUCAAAUCCACUCAGAACUCCUCCAAGCUCUAUACCGCCGUUUUGAGUGUCACAACAACCGAACAUAUUCUCGUGUCACUUCAUCCCUGCUAGCGAAGCCAAAGUCCUCACUGAAGCCUCCUCCAAAGAAACCGCAAAAAACAUAA
Molecule: messenger RNA, 1212 nt
Organism: Oldenlandia corymbosa var. corymbosa
Lineage: Eukaryota; Viridiplantae; Streptophyta; Magnoliopsida; Gentianales; Rubiaceae
Source: the annotation of a GenBank genome assembly